This is a messenger RNA of Sceloporus undulatus (fence lizard), 4765 nucleotides long. RefSeq names its product LIM domain binding 1 (gene LDB1). Lineage: Eukaryota; Metazoa; Chordata; Lepidosauria; Squamata; Phrynosomatidae. Gene Ontology annotation, molecular function: LIM domain binding. Gene Ontology annotation, biological process: positive regulation of transcription by RNA polymerase II; nervous system development; negative regulation of transcription by RNA polymerase II. Gene Ontology annotation, cellular component: transcription regulator complex; nucleus. The record is from RefSeq and is a predicted model, not a curated record. The coding region runs from base 1224 to 2315 and encodes 363 amino acids. The transcript is spliced from 9 exons.
GAGACCAGGCUUCAAAGCCCUUCUUGGCUGUGGAAACCCACUGAGUGAUCUCGGGCAAGUAUACUCAUUCAGCCUCAGAAGAAGGCAUAGGCACCUGAAGAAGUCUUGUGAAUGAAACCCUGUGGUAGGUUCUCCUUAGGAUCAGCAUAAGUUGGAAAUGACUUGAUGGCACAUGACAACAAGAGCAAAAGGUGCAGGAAUGUGGGAGAUUGAAACAACAUGGCCAUUCAUUUGGGGUGAAGAGAAUCCAAUGUCAUUGGGAGGUAGACAGAUUUCCUCUAUUUGAUUUCUGGGAGAGAUUUGUCAAAUGAUGAACAGAAAUAAGAGUAGUAGGUUUCAAAGUUGUAGUUGAAAAAGGAAGAGUCAAAGUAUGCAAAUCAACCAGGAAAAUAGAAGAGGGAACUAUCUUCUAGAACGUCUUAAAACGUAGAUGUGGUUAAACACUGGAUAUAUAUUUGUGGAAAGAAAUUGGGUGCAGUACAAGGAAGAGGACAAAAUGAGCAAAUAUAUAUAGGCAACGUUUUGCAUAGGCUGCAUCUGCACUGCAGAAAUAAUCCAGUUUGACACCACUUUAGCUGCCAUCACUCACUGCUAUGGAAUUCUAGGAACUGUAGUUUUGUGAAACAUGUAGUCUUCUCUGUCAGAACUCUGGUGCCACAACAAAGUACAAUUCCCAGAAUUCCAUAGCACUGAGCCAUGGUGUCAGACUGGAUUAUUUAUGCAAUGCUGAUGAAGUAGAGUCACAGUAAGAUGUGCAGAAAAUAUCUAGUCAGGAUAAGGAAAGGAAAGAAAUAACAAGUAAAUAAACAUAGGGAUUUAAAAUUAAGAGGCACAUAAUGGGAAUAGCAAAAAGAUGAUAAAGCAGACCAAAGAGAUUGGUGCAAAACAUACUGCAGAAAUAAACAAGUUUGGGACUGCUUUAACUGCCCUGGCUCAAGGCUGGGAAAUUCUUAGAAGUGUAGUUUUGUGAGACAUUCAGCCUUCUUUGUCAGAAAGCUCUGGUGCCACAAUAAACUACAAUUUCCAGGAUUCCUACCACUGAGCCAGGGCAGUUAAAGUGGUCUCAAACUGGAUGAUUUCUGCAGUGUGUUUUGGAUCUUAGAGUUGCCUGUCCUCUUCCAAAAAUAUAUCUCUGUCAUACUCUUUAUGCUGUAAUGAAAUGGUUUGGGUAUGGCCUUGAUUAAUCCAUUUGUACUGUCUUAUUUCUUGGCAGACCAACUCCUAUGUAUCCACCAACAUACCUGGAGCCUGGAAUUGGGAGGCACACACCAUAUGGCAACCAGACCGACUACAGAAUAUUUGAGCUCAAUAAGCGGCUGCAAAACUGGACAGAGGAAUGUGACAAUCUGUGGUGGGAUGCUUUCACCACUGAGUUCUUUGAGGAUGAUGCCAUGUUAACAAUCACCUUCUGUCUGGAAGAUGGACCAAAGAGAUAUACGAUUGGCCGAACCCUGAUUCCCCGCUACUUCCGCAGCAUCUUUGAAGGAGGUGCUACUGAGCUAUAUUAUGUCUUGAAGCACCCUAAGGAGUCCUUCCACAACAACUUUGUCUCACUCGACUGUGACCAGUGUACCAUGGUUACUCAGCAUGGCAAGCCCAUGUUCACCCAGGUGUGUGUGGAGGGCCGUCUCUACCUGGAGUUCAUGUUUGAUGACAUGAUGAGGAUAAAGACGUGGCACUUCAGCAUCCGGCAACACCGAGAGCUCAUUCCCCGCAGCAUCCUUGCUAUGCAUGCACAAGAUCCCCAGAUGCUGGACCAGUUGUCCAAGAACAUCACCCGAUGCGGACUUUCAAACUCCACACUCAACUACCUCCGACUGUGUGUAAUUCUAGAACCAAUGCAGGAACUGAUGUCACGGCACAAGACCUACAGCCUCAGUCCCCGGGACUGUCUCAAAACAUGCCUCUUUCAGAAAUGGCAGCGCAUGGUGGCACCACCUGCUGAGCCUGCACGUCAGCAACCAAGCAAGCGCCGGAAAAGGAAGAUGUCAGGUGGCAGCACCAUGAGCUCUGGUGGUGGCAACACCAACAACAGCAACAGCAAGAAGAAGAGCCCAGCCAGCACCUUCGCCCUCUCCAGUCAGGAUGUGAUGGUGGUGGGCGAACCAACCCUGAUGGGUGGGGAGUUUGGCGAUGAGGACGAGCGUCUUAUCACGCGGUUGGAGAACACGCAGUUCGACGCUGCCAACGGCAUUGAUGAUGAGGACAGCUUCAACAACUCUCCUGCACUGGGCGCCAACAGCCCCUGGAACAGCAAGCCCCCCUCCAGUCAGGAGAGCAAGUCUGAGAAUCCGACGUCGCAAGCAUCACAGUAAAGCCCCUCCACCUGCCAUCCAGCCUGGCCUUUACCUGCCUUGGCUGGUUGUCCCCCCACCCCGCACGGACUGAGUCGAAACCUUUCUACCUGGACAAUUUGUGAAGACGCAUGGGCUGGCUACCUGGCAUGGAGGUAUCAGGCCGAUGGGCACUGCAGCACCCAGCCUGCCCACCUACCUGUUUCCAGUUGUCCUGGCCACUCUUCCCUGCUGUCUGCACUCUUGGCUGUGCCCCUUAGUGGGCAGAACUUGGGGGGCGCUGGGCCAGGUGGCACCUGGGUCUCCCUUUUUUUGUCCCAGCAGAAUUUUAAUUAUUUCUCCCACAUACACAUACAUCCAAACUCCCCAGGUGUCAGUGCUGGGGGAUGGUGGUUUCAAGUUCAUUGUGCAGCCCCUUGGAGCCUCACUUGAGAGGCUCUUUGGAGCAUGAUUGUCAGGGAACACUUCAGGAGAGGAAAGAGGCUGAAUACUUAAGGUCUGUUGGAUGGAAGCCUGAGCACCAGUUUUAUGAGCCUAGUUCCAUCUUCAGCCUCCACGGGGUUCUUUUCUAGCAGGAAAGUAGACAAUAUGUUGACUCGCACUGGGGGCAGCUAGUUUUUGUGGGAUGGGUCUUGAGCAGCCCCUCCUGGCACUGCAAUCACUCCUGCUCUGCCUGAAGAACCCAGAAAGCCAAGGUGGGAGAAGGUGGAGUGUGGGGGGGGGGGCAACACCUCAUGGAAUGUGGGUAGAAAACUACCCUCUCACUGACAUGGAAGGGCACAUGUCACUUCUGGUCUGAUCUGUAGGAAGAGGGUCAACCCUCUGCCUAGUCUGCUCUAACAGUAAACUGCAAUCCUGAUCCCCUCACACUUCCAGUCCUUGGGUUUUUUUAAGAAAAAAAUGUUAAAAUUGUAAGUUUAAAAAAAAAAGAUGACGAUGAAAGAAUCUGUCCUCCCUCCCUAUUUUCCCCAAUCCUGAUUUUUGUACAGGCUUGUCUACCAAUUGGGAGUCUUUGUUUUUAUAUACAGAUCCGAGAGCUUCAAACCAAGGAGAGACUUUGCAGACUUCCUUUAUACAAUCCUCUUGAGGACAGCAUGGCUGCCCCACUUUGCCCCUUCUGUGUAACUUGUGUGUGCUGCUCCCCCUUUUCUCUACCACCCCUUCCUCCUCCCCACCUUUCAGGUUUGUGUACCUCGUGCUUGUAUAUUUCUGCGCUGUAGGCCGUGUGUAUGAUACUGUUCUUUCACUGUGUUCUCACUAAUGCAGCUGAGCCCCCAUCAGUGGUUGGGCAAGGGGAGAAUUCAUCAGAAUGGACAACCUUCUUGGGAGUCAGGAGAGCCCUGAGGCUACUUUCAUCCACUUGGGGCAGUGCAGAAUGCAGGGGAACUGGGCUAAUUGUAGGAAGCUUUUAGGAAAUGUAACAUGGGGAAGGAGAGAGUUCCUGUUUUGUAAAGGAGAGAAGUCAUUUCCCCCAUGAUAGAGCAAGGUAUUUCAAAAAGUGAGCCAGAUCCAUCUUUUUGAAUGAGAAAUGCCAGGGUUCAUCAGGUCCCCAUGGAAUCAUGGCCUAUUCCUAAAAAUACCCACCCUGUGCUCUCCUGUGUUUGGAUGUCACUUACAUUCUUCCACGUUCAUUUCCUGCUCCAAACUUGUUCUGUGUGAUCUGGAGAGAACUCCUUUUGUGUCACUGAAGCCUCAAAGUAUCCAUGUGUAAGGCAGCAUUUUUUCCUCUUUUUGAGAAAAAAGAGAAAAAGGGGUUGAACUGAAUGGCCCUUGUGGUCUCUUCCAACUCUAUGCUUCUGGGAGAGGUACACUGUAAGAUGAGAUACUGUGGCUAUCCUCUGGCAUGGAUUGAUACAGAGUAUGGGUGCAUCUGAGAGACACAGUCUGAACUGUCCUAGAAACCACCCCUUUGCCUUACUCAGGCUAUUUCUUCAAGAUGCUACCUUGCCAUAAGGAAGUUUUCUUUAGCAGGAUUCUUGCUGCCAGUUUGCCCCAAAUCUGCUAUGGUUUUUAGCCAGUUGCUCCAUAGUAGCUUGGCCACUACAAGGGCUUGGGUUUCAUGUGAACCCUGUCCUGGAAUCCAAGAAAUCCUCCUCUUAUGUGAAGGAGCCUAGCUGGAUCAACCUGAAAUCCUUGAAAGGGUGGAGUCGGGGUAUGGGAGGCUAGUUAGUUUUGUGUUACUGGGUCCAGAUGCUCCAUCCUGCACCACUCCCUGGAAGCAGGGAAUUUGACCAUCAAAACUAUAAUUUACAGGAGUUUUUUCUGUAUCCUUUUUGUACCUAAAGAUAUGAGUGUCACGUCUCCCAUUGCUGUGGCUCGGCAUGAACUGGUGACGUGUACUCUCUCCCCACCUUUGCCCUUCCAACCUACCAUCUCCCACGGGGCACUGUAAAGCCUUUUUUUUUUUUUUUUUUUGCAUAGUUUGUGCCAUUUAUGGUCAUGUAUGGUACCAAUAAAACAACUUUUCGGUU